CUACCCGGACCCGCUUUUCACGCGCUAACUCGGCCCAGCAAAUUUGCGAGCCGAUCUCCAUCACGUGCCGCCCUAUUACCCCUUCUCCACCCCCAGGAAACAAGUAUCCAGGUGGCUAGAAUGGUAUCUCUGUUAUCAGCGAUUCAGAAGCGAGGGCGCUGAGAUAGACACUCCACCAUGGGUUGGCUUUCAGGUAUAACUUGCUGAGGCCUGACCACUCUUAUAAUCCUCGCAUGUCCUAGGCGUUUCUGCAUCCGGAUUCUCCCUUUAUUUACCGCAUAGCACGCAUUCGACUUAUCCCUGUGAGCGACUGCAACCAUGACCGACAUGGAGAAGACCGCGUCAAACCCUCUCUCUGAGAAGUAUACGAAUCCCGAAACGUCCGUCACAGCGUUACCCGAAUAUGACGAAUACCUUGGGCUGUGCGAGGUCAUCACGGGAGACAAGAUGAAGAAACUGGCUCGCAAGAUCGACGUUCGCGUGCUGCCGCAAUUGAUCAUUCUGUACCUCAUGUCCUACGUUGACCGAACAAACGUUGGAAAUGCGAAACUAUUCGGCGCGCUCGAAGAUAUGGGCAUGUCUGGGCAGCAAUGGAAUACCGCACUGUCUGUCUUCUUCGUCACGUACUCUCUGGGUGCAGUGCCGGCGAAUAUCGCACUGCAAAAGCUGGGGCCGCGGAUCUGGCUGCCUACGAUGAUGCUUUCGGUCUCGAUUAUCCUGAUUUGCGCUUCUUUGCAGAGCACCUUCGCGGGCUGGACGGCUUUCCGCGUGCUACUUGGGGCGGUUGAGGCUGGUGUGUUUCCGGGGUGUUCGGCGGUACUUACAACAUGGUACUCGCCUCACGAAGUCCAUACGCGCAUGACAAUCUUUUACACGGGGGCCUCGGCCGCUGGUGGCUUCUCCGGCCUCCUUGCAUAUGCGAUUGGACAGCUUGAUGGUACAUGGGGUUACAGAGGAUGGCGCUGGAUCUACUGCCUUGAAGGUGCCUUCUCAGCCGUCCUCGCAAUCGCCGCUUUCUUCAUCAUACACGACACUCCAUCAAAGGUCUUGUGGCUCACGGCAGAGGAGAAGCGCUUUCUAAUUCUUCGCCAUAAGUUCUCGGCUGGUGGCGAGUCUGGGAUUGCAGAGAAAGAGGAGUUUUCGUGGACCGCUGCCCAUCAGGUCUUUAAGUCCUUCCAUGUCUAUGCAUGUGUCCUCAUAGAGUUUACCCUCUGCGUUGUAGUCUAUGGCGUCUCCUUCGUCCUCCCUACUAUCAUUAAAAAUCUCGGAUACUCCGCCGCCAACGCUCAAGCCAUGACCGUCCCACCCUAUCUGUUCGCCUGCGUCGUCACCGUCUUCUCCGGCUGGGCAGCAGACCGCUACAAGCAGCGCAUGCUCUCUGUCCUCCUCCCCAACCUCCUCGCUAUGAUCGGAUUCAUUAUUAUAAUCGUCAGUGUGCGGUACAAGCAACUACCUGGUGUAACACUCUUCGGAGUCUUCUUCGCUAUCGGCGGUCUCUACCCGAUCUCUCCCGCCGUGACUGCCUGGACGGCACUGAAUCUCGCCGGCACCAUGAAACGCUCCGUCGGCAUCGGCGCCAUGAUCGCCUUCUCGCAGCUUGGCGGAAUUGUUGGCUCUAACAUAUAUAUUGCGAGUCAAUCACCGCGCUACCCCGUCGGCUUCGGUAUUAGUAUUUCCAUGCUGGGUGUCUUUGGUAUCGUUUGGCCGGCUAUGUAUUUCUUCAUUCUGAAAAGGAUUAAUGCGAAGAGGACGAAGAUUCCAGUGGAAGAGGUGAGGGAAAAAUAUACGGAUGCGCAGUUAGCUGAGAUGGGGGAUGAUAGUCCGUUGUUUAGGUAUUCGACGUGAUCGAGGCGACAGGUGCCAGAAAAGGGUGGGGUUGGUAGGUGGCAUGCUGCAUUUCGCAAUGAAGGCAACCCACGAUCAGGGUGACGCAUGGACCGCUAGUGAGGCUGAGUACGCCUCGGAACAUGC
Molecule: messenger RNA, 1971 nt
Organism: Trematosphaeria pertusa
Lineage: Eukaryota; Fungi; Ascomycota; Dothideomycetes; Pleosporales; Trematosphaeriaceae
Product: MFS general substrate transporter
Exons: 7
Coding region: 319-1845 (508 amino acids)
Biological process (GO): transmembrane transport
Cellular component (GO): membrane
Molecular function (GO): transmembrane transporter activity
Source: RefSeq, a predicted model, not a curated record